ACUAUUAAAGAAUCUUUUUCUCUUGUUGAAUCCUCCUUUCUCCCUCUCUCCUUCUCCUUCCCUUUCCCUCUUUCUUCCUUGCCCUGGUCGUCGUUCCCCCUCUUCGCUCGCAUCCCGCUCGGGGGGAAACCAGUCUCCCCAAGCCGAGCUAUAUUUUGUCUUCAAGCUCUCAGAUUUGCAGGGAUAACAGCCGUCGGAUUUAUGUCCGUCAAUCAAUCUAGGGUUGAGAGGACCGAGGCGCAGAUCAAGAAAUCCUCUCGAUCGGGCAGCGCCGGCCAGCAAAGGGGAUUCGUCGGCAGCGGCGGCGGCGGCGGCUGGAAGGGCGGCGUGGGCGGCGUCUCCGCCCCUCCGCCUAUCUCUUCCACAUCCUCUGUUCCUCCAUCGUCCGUCUCUCCAUCAUUGUCGACAAGUCGAAGUUUCAAAAAGUCUUUUAAUGGACAAAGCCAAUCUACGACAAGCCGUGGAAAUGCAAGUUCUGAAGCUAGUGGCGCUGCUGCCUCCGCUGCUGGUCAUCAUGCUCUUGAGAAUGGCGCUCAGCCCCAAACUCACUCGCUUGGAUUUUCUGAUGGGCUUGACCCAAGAGCUGCAAAACCAGUCGAUAUGCCAAUCCCCAGAAGUGCAUCCCGAGCUAUUCCUAAGCCACCAUCUUCUCAAUCCAGUGCUGGGUUUUCCAAUUCCCAAGCACCAUCUGCACCAGCUAAAGGUGAUGCAUCCAAGAUUACUCUUCAGUUUGGCUCAAUAAAUCCUGGAAUAAUGAAUGGAUUACAGAUUCCUGUUCCUGCUCGGACCAGCUCAGCUCCACCAAAUCUGGAUGAACAAAUUCGCAAUCAGGCUAGGACUGAAUCAUUCAGAGCUGCUCCUAAGAUGUCUGCGCCUUCUAUUCCUAAACAACAGCAACUACAAACCAAAAAGGAUGUUGUUGGUGUGCAUCAAUCUAGUAGUGGGGAAUCCCAUUCUGUACAUGUAAAAAGGGAUCUCACUGCUCCUGUUCCAUCUGCCCCAGUUGUACCAGCUCCAAAAUCAUCUGCUCUUCCUAUUACUGGAAGUUCUUUUCCCAUAGCUAUGCCAUUUCAACCUCAGCAACUGCAGGUUCCUGCUCAAUUUGGCGGCUCCAAUGUACAGUUACAAUCACCUGGUCUAGCAGCUAAUUCAAUGCAAAUGCCAAUAGCUUUACCUGUAGGGAAUAACCCUCAAGUUGCACAGCAGAUUUAUGUCCCUAGUAUUCAAUCUCAUUUUAUGCAACAGCAAGCAAUGAUGCAUCCGGGACAAGGUCUAGGGUUUGUUCCUCCAAUUGGCCAUCCAUUGCCACAACAGUUAGGGGGCCUGGGAAUUGGGAUUAGUCAGUUUUCACAACAGCAUUCUGGAAAAUAUGGCACUGCACGGAAGACCACAGUCAAAAUUACUCAUCCAGAUACUCAUGAAGAGUUGAAGCUGGAUAAAAACAUUGAUACAUUCAAAGAUAGUUUAUCUGCUGCCCAGAAGACACUUCCUAAUGUAAUUCCCCCGUCUCAAUCUGUUCCAACAUAUGCUGCUUCUCAUCAGAUGAACUUCUUUACCGCCAUGCAGCAAACUUCUUACAGCCGUCCUCAGCUUAUGUAUUCUACUAAUGUUCCUCUGGCGAGUGGGCAGAUGCCUGCAAGUUCACAAGCUCCAAGACUUAGUUAUCCUGUCAGUCAAAGUGGCCAAAAGUUGACCUACUUGAAUUCAUCCAUGUCAAACGCGGUUCCUAGUGGAAAACCUGUAUCUUCUGCAGCUUUGCGUGGCUUCUCUGAAGGGGUUAACUUGGAUACCUUACCCGUUUCUGCCCCUAUGUCAAAUGCAGUCCAAGUAACAAUAAAGCCUUCUGUUGGUUCGCAAAGUGUGAAUGCUGGGGUAUUCUUGUCCACACCUUCAGUGGUAAUUAGCAUGCCUUCUACUAAGACAGAACCAUCUAAAUCAGUGAAGGCUACUGAAGAGAAUACUAAUUCUAAGCAAAAACAGACAGUAAGCAAGCCAGAUGAACCUGCUCAACAACUUAAAUCAGCCUCUGGGCAGUUGAACACUGUUAAAUUACUGGUCAAUGAAACAACUAGUACUAAUGCUGUUCCAGUAGUUUCAACACAGACCGUACAGUGUGAACAUUUAUCAGUUUCUGAAACUACUGGGGAUUCCGGAUCAGAUUUGGCUGGAAAUGAUGGCAGGAAAAAUGAACCUGUUCAAAGAUCUGAUUCUUUUAAAAAUAACUGGUGGAAGUCGAGUAAGAAUGAUCUUAGAACCCAACAAAGGCAUCAGUUGGAUGCAUUUUCUACUGAAGGAGCAAAGGUAUCUCCUACAUCCGAAAACACAGUGCUUCUAAACGUGGAAGCAAUUGAACAGGUUGAAGUGAAGGUUAUGCUUGCUGAGUCUAGUUCUUUCAAAGAAGUGCUGAAGAAGGAAACAUUGCAAGAUGCUUCACUAGGUUAUGCUGAUUCAUCCAAAGAGAUUCCAUCUGAGUCUCCUUCCUUAUGCCAAAUAAUUGAUGGAAUUGAUACCAAAAGUAUCAAUUCUAACUCUAGGGUGGCUAACACCGUUUCAGAGGUUAGAAAAGACCGCAUAUUAGAAGUAGUAGUGUCUGAGCAAUUUAAAGUGUCAGAUGAUUCAUCAAAAGAUCCUAAUGAUUUUGAAGUACUUCCUUCAUCCACACAUUCAAAAUCUUCUGAACAGGUGAAUGCAGUUGCAUCAUCAGAACAAGAAAGCCAUGUAGGAAAUUUUGGAAAAGUGAGAUCUGGUCACUAUGAUAAAGUGAUUGACAAACUUCUAAAUGACUCCACUAGUGAUGUUGGUAGUGAGAUGCAGGAAGAACGGAUACUAAAUCUACAAAAUAGGCCCACUAAUGCGUAUCUGGAUGCGGCUGACUCCGAGACUAUAAUUAAUUCAUUGUCAACUGAACAUGAAAUGAAAUCCGACAAAGAUAUUGAUUUAAUUGAUUCUGGUGUGGCCCGCAUGGAGACAGUCAAUGUAUGUCUUCAACCUCUUUCUGUAGAGCAUAAGCCUGAGCUGAAACAUUUGGAUUUAAAUAGUGAAUGCAAGCCAGAGUCAAAACCUUUGGAUUCAUGUAGUGAUGCAUUGGUUUCUGCAACAGGCUUGGGACAAACAGAGAAACCUUUGUCAGAAAUUCCAAAGCCUAAGAUUAGUACUGGGAAAAAGAAAAAAAGGGAAAUGCUAUCUAAAGCAGAUGCUGCUGACACAUCUGAUCUUUACACUGCAUACAAGGGCCCAGAGGAAGAACAUACCGCCAAAAAGUCAGAAUCUAUAAAUAAUUCAACAGUUGUAAAAAAUAUCACGCAGAUUGGCAAUCUUAGUAAGGAUGCUGCUUCAAAUGAGGAAGACAUGCACAACAGAGCUGAGUUGGAUGACUGGGAAAAUGCUGCUGAUAUUUCAACUCCAAAACUAAAAGCAACAGAUGAUCAGCCUCCUAUUAACGAUGCAAGGAAGCAACACAAAAAGGUUGAUGGUUAUGAAGCCACUAGCCGAAACAAAUACUCCAGGGAUUUUCUAAUGACCCUCUCGCAAUAUUUUACUCAUCUUCCUAUAAAUUUUCAGACAGGUUCAGAUAUAACAGAUGCAUUGUUAGUCAAUCUAUCAGGCCAUUCACCUUCUGCAAGUACAGGAAGGGUCAAUGAUCGGCCAUCAGGUGCUUCUCGAGUAGACCGACGGAUAGUUGCCUCUAUGGAUGAUGAAAAGUGGUUGAAACCACAAGUGUCAUUUGGUCGUGACAAUAGGACAGAUUAUGGACAUGGAAAUGCAACUGUCAGUCUUCGUCCUGGGCAAGCUGGCAGUCAUGUGAUUUUGAGGACUCUUCCUCGGCAGACAUCAAAUCAAGGAAUACUUUCAGGUCCAAUGCCAUCUCCGGUAGCUCAGGUAGGCUUGCCACGUGGUAAUCCAGAUGCAGAUCGGUGGCAACGCGCAAGAGGUUUAAUACCCUCUCCUCAUACACCCUUACAAGUAAUGCACAAAGCUGAGAAGAAGUAUGAAGUGGGCAAAGUUUCUGAUGAAGAAGCUGCGAAACAAAGACAACUAAAAGCUAUUCUUAACAAAUUGACACCUCAAAAUUUUGAUAAACUUUUUGACCAGGUCAGAGAGGUUAACAUAGACAAUGCAAUGACCCUUACUGGUGUCAUAUCACAAAUUUUUGACAAGGCUUUGAUGGAACCUACCUUUUGUGAAAUGUAUGCUAAUUUCUGUUUCCGUCUAGCAACUGUGUUACCAGAUUUUAGUGAAGACAAUGAAAAAAUAACUUUCAAAAGGCUGCUCCUGAACAAAUGCCAAGAAGAAUUUGAAAGAGGAGAGAAAGAGCAAGCAGAAGCUAAUAAAGAUGAAGAGGAGGGUGAGACCAAACAGUUCAAAGAGGAAAGGGAAGCAAAAAGGCUCCAGGCCCGAAGGCGAAUGCUGGGCAAUAUACGCUUGAUUGGAGAAUUAUACAAGAAAAAGAUGUUGACAGAGAGAAUUAUGCACGAGUGCAUCAAGAAAUUGUUGGGUCAAUAUCAAAAUCCUGACGAGGAAGAUAUUGAAGCAUUGUGCAAAUUAAUGAGUACAAUUGGUGAGAUGAUAGAUCACCCCAAGGCAAAGGAACAUAUGGAUGCAUACUUUGACAUGAUGGCCAAGCUAUCAACAAGUCAAAAGUUAUCCUCUCGUGUAAGAUUCAUGUUGAGAGAUGCAAUUGAUCUUAGAAAGAACAAAUGGCAACAGAGGAGAAAAGUUGAGGGACCAAAGAAGAUUGAUGAGGUUCACAGAGAUGCAGCUCAAGAAAGGCAAGCUCAGUCUAGCAGAUUGUCUCGUGGUCCUAUCAUCAGUAAUGUCCCAAGACGUGGUCCAGCAGCUGACUAUGGUUCCCGUGGUCCCACUCUAUUAACCCCUCCUGGUAUUCAGCAGCAGGUUUCUGGUAUUCGUGGAUUGCCAUCUCGCGGCUAUGGUAUUCAAGAUGUAUGGUUAGAGGAUCGACAUCACCUUGAGGGGCGAACUAUGUCUCUUCCCCUCCAACACAGAUCUGCUGAGGAUGAUUCUAUUACCCUGGGUCCUCAAGGUGGCCUGGCCAGAGGAAUGUCUAUCAGAGGACAGCCAUCAAUAUCCAAUAUGUCUAGUGGUGAAAUUGCUUCAGUUGUUGGGGAACAUCGUCCAAUAUCAUCUAGCACAAAUGAUACUAACUACAUGGCAGAAAGGUCUUCUGGUGCAAUAUUUGAUGAACCAAGCCCUGGUUAUCAAAAUAAUCACCAAAGCAGCAGAGAUUCAAAGAUCUCAGACCGUACUUUUGAGAGAUCUUCUACGGCAAUGCUUCCUGCUGGGCGUACCCAUGGCACUUCUAUGAGCAGCCAAUCAACUCCUGAAACAAGAAUAUUUUCAGAAGAAGUUUUACGAGAAAAAUUCAUUUCAGCAAUUAGAGAGUUCUACAGUGCCGAGGAUGAGAAAGAGGUUGCAUUGUGCAUCAAGGAAUUGAAUGCUCCUGACUUUUAUCCUUCUAUGAUAUCAUUGUGGGUCACCGACUCCUUUGAAAAGACAAACACAGAAAGGGAUCUCUUAGCAAAGCUGAUUAUCAACUUCUGCAAAUCCAGAGAUAGCUUACUUAGCCAGGCACAACUACUCCAUGGGUUUGAGUUGGUCCUUUCUUCGUUGGAAGAUGCUGUUAAUGACGCACCACGAGCAGCUGAAUUUCUUGGUCGUUUAUUUACCAAAGUUAUUUUACAAAAUGUGGUGACUUUGAAAGAUAUAGGAAAACUGAUACAAGAAGGUGGUGAAGAACCAGGGCAACUGAAAGAAAUUGGGCUAGCAGCUGAGGUACUUGGGAACAUCCUUGAGAGCAUAAGGUCAGAAAGUGGAGAUGCGUUUUUGAACGAGAUCCGAGCAAGCUCCAAUCUUCGGCUGAAAGACUUUCGACCACCUCAUCCAUUAAAGGCUAACAAGUUAGAUGAAUUUCUUUAGGUUUGUUCCUCUUAGAGUGAAAGAUGAUACUAUGUACAAGGCAGUUGCUCAUGUAUGUUGUUGGAAUCCCGAGUAUUAUUAUUAUUAUGAUUAUUAUUAUUAUUUAUGCA
Molecule: messenger RNA, 6044 nt
Organism: Zingiber officinale
Lineage: Eukaryota; Viridiplantae; Streptophyta; Magnoliopsida; Zingiberales; Zingiberaceae
Product: eukaryotic translation initiation factor 4G-like
Exons: 10
Coding region: 202-5934 (1910 amino acids)
Cellular component (GO): eukaryotic translation initiation factor 4F complex
Molecular function (GO): translation initiation factor activity; protein binding; mRNA binding
Source: RefSeq, a predicted model, not a curated record